AUGUUUUAGAGGGGUUGGAAAAUGUCUGGAAUAUAUUAUUUCGUUAUUGUUGGGCACAGAGACAAUCCUAUAUUUGAGAUGGAAUUCAGUGGAUCAGGGAACCGAGAGAGUCGUAAAGAAGAUCAUCGUCAUUUAAACCAGUUUAUUGCUCAUGCUGCACUAGAUCUUGUUGAUGAACAUAUGCUUAGGUAG
Eurytemora carolleeae is the source of this 192-nucleotide messenger RNA. Its product is annotated as trafficking protein particle complex subunit 2-like. The transcript is spliced from 2 exons. Gene Ontology annotation, biological process: endoplasmic reticulum to Golgi vesicle-mediated transport. Gene Ontology annotation, cellular component: nucleus; TRAPP complex; cytoplasm. The record is from RefSeq and is a predicted model, not a curated record. Lineage: Eukaryota; Metazoa; Arthropoda; Copepoda; Calanoida; Temoridae.